Impatiens glandulifera is the source of this 842-nucleotide messenger RNA. Its product is annotated as rapid alkalinization factor. The record is from RefSeq and is a predicted model, not a curated record. The coding region runs from base 97 to 471 and encodes 124 amino acids. Lineage: Eukaryota; Viridiplantae; Streptophyta; Magnoliopsida; Ericales; Balsaminaceae. The transcript has a single exon.
GAAGGAAACCCUCAAAUCAAAUAUACAGAUUUCUAGAGAGAGAAAUAAGAGAGAGAAAACAGAGAUCUGUUCGAAGAAGAAGAAGAAGAAGCAUCAAUGGCGGCGGUAUUCUCAGGUUAUUCAAAGGUAAUAAUAUUAUUAGCUACUUGUUUUAUGGCCGUCCUAUUCAUCUCAUCAAACGGAGCAUCAGCAAGCAUGGACGCCGCCGAUCAACUUCUCGGCUGGAUUCCGACUAAAUCCGGCUGCCGCGGAAGCAUAGGCGAGUGUCUCGGCGAUGAAGAAGAAUUGGACCUUGAUUCGGAAAUCAACCGUCGGAUCUUAGCCACAACUAACUACAUUAGUUACGGCGCUUUGCAGAGAAACAGCGUGCCUUGUUCGAGACGCGGCGCUUCAUACUACAAUUGUAGAUCGGGAGCUCAGGCCAAUCCUUACACCCGUGGUUGUAGCGCAAUCACUCGUUGCAGGAGUUAGUUUCUCUCUUCUUUUAUAUAUAUAUAUAUAUAUAUAUAUAUAUAUAUCUAUUUUCAGUCAUACCAUUUCUGUGUUCUUAUUUUUGGGGGUUUUAUGGAGGAGAUUAUUAUUAUUAUUAUUAUUAUUGUUGGUAUAGAGAUAUGAAAGGGGAUUUGAAUGUGUGUAUAUGAUGAGGAAAAAGAGAAAAAAAAUUGAAGUGUUUAUCCCUCCCCCUUCCCCCCUUAUUUAUUGAUUGUAUUAAGGUCAUCAUCAUCAUCAACACUACUGCUACUACUACUACUGCUAUUGUUUUGUUUUUUUUUUUUGUUUUGGGUUGUUGAUUUGGGUUAUACUUCGAUUUAUACAUAUACAAUAUAUUAUUGUUGAUUGCA